AUGAUGAAAAAUGAUCAUUUAAAACAUGAUGAAUUGAUCAAAAUUAUCAGCAAAUGUCGUUCAAUUGUGACUCAUUUCAACCAUAGUGCUAAAUCUUCCUAUAAAUUGAUAGAUAUUCAAAAUCAAAUGGGUCUAGAAACGCUUAAAUUGAAGCAAGAUGUCCCAACUCGGUGGAAUGCAACUUUAUUUAUGUUGGAACGGUUGGUCAAAGUUAAAAUUCCUCUUUCAGCUACUCUGCCACUUAUACAGUCACCUGUACCAUCUCUAAAUGCUUCUGAGUGGGAUAUAAUUGACGACUGCAUUGCUUUACUCCAGCCUAUAGAAAAAAUGUCAACAUUUUUGUGCGGAGAAGCUUACCCUACACUAUCCAGUGUUAUACCAUUAGUAAGAGGACUUCAAAGUGUACUAAUAAAAAAGAACCCCCAAACAGAUGCAGGUAAACAUCUAAAAUCAUCACUAAUUGAAGUCAUUGACAAAAGACUGAAUGUUUAUGAAAAUAACAGGACAUCAGCCAAAGCAACGUUCCUGGAUCCUCGUUUUAAGAAAAAGGCCUUUGGUGUUGAAUCCAAUGCCCAAAACGCUCAGAAGUGGGUAAUUGAAGAACUGACCAAACUCCAACCCGAAUCAAGACAACCUCACACACAAAGCCUACCACCACAACCUGAGCCAAGGCAAUCAGAAGAGGACAAUCUGUGGGAAACUUUUGAAAAAAAGGUAGCUGAAUUGACCACCUUUCAAACGCCAACUUCUUCAGCAACAAUAUUGAUAAAUCAGUAUAUAGAACUACCGUAUUUAGACAGAAAAGCGAAUCCACUCCAGUUUUGGGAAGAGAGGAAGCACAUUUUCCCUUCACUUUAUAAACUAGCCCAAAUGUAUUUGUGUAUUCCUGCAACUUCUGUUCCUUCUGAACGUUUGUUUUCUAAGGCUGGGAUGGUUGCCAAUGAACGCAGGAACAGACUACUGCCUAAAAAAUUGGACAGUAUUUUAUUCUUAAACAGCUGGAGCAAGCCUACAGUACCAAAUUCAAUGAGUCGACAAAUAUACAACAAGAGCAUAGCUAUGUCUGCAAUGAUAGUCCUAUAUCACAUAAACCUACACAGAAUGAAGGAGAAAAACGGUGUAGAUCUCAAUGAAAUGUUGGAAAAUAACAUGCCUGAUUUGGAUACAAGCUACCUGGAUAUUUCAAAAAUGGAAAUUGUGUACGACUUUCCAAAUAUUUCAUUUGAUACCAGCAAAUCACAAGAACCUAGUCUAACAGAUUCAAUAUUAGAUGAUGGUGAUAGUGUUCAAUUAUCUGGUGCUAUUGAAAUUACAGAUAAUAUUGGAAGAAUGAUGGUAGAAAAUGGAACUAACCAUGCACCAGAUGAUCUUAACUCUUUUCAUAUUGUUCCUCAUCUGGAAAUGGAAGAGCAUGAGAGUAUGCAAGAUGAUGACCCACUAAUUACUGGAAAAUCAAAAUAA
Molecule: messenger RNA, 1461 nt
Organism: Homalodisca vitripennis (glassy-winged sharpshooter)
Lineage: Eukaryota; Metazoa; Arthropoda; Insecta; Hemiptera; Cicadellidae
Product: E3 SUMO-protein ligase ZBED1-like
Exons: 4
Coding region: 1-1461 (486 amino acids)
Molecular function (GO): protein dimerization activity
Source: RefSeq, a predicted model, not a curated record